AUGCCAUCCGCCUUCGAUGGCUGGGUCCAGGAAACAAAACAGCACCCAAGCAAUCAGGCUGGGCUAGCGUACUGGGAUCUCGACUGCCAUGGCUUUGUUUCCUCAACCAAGUAUCAGCAUAAUUUCGCCUCAUAUGCUCUUGCCAUACCCAGGCUUGUCUGGAGCUUCUUUAGUCACGACCCAGGACGAAAAGUCCAAAUUCUGAAAGUCUUUGAAGGCCUGGUACGCCCGGGGGAGAUGCUCCUCGCCCUUGGUAGGCCCGGCAGUGGAUGCUCGACUCUACUGAAGGCCCUAGCUGGCGAAACACACGGAUUCCACCUUGAAGACGAGAACAAGCUCAACUUUGGCGGUGACUACAUUUGCCCCGUCCUAAGCUGAUAUAAAUACUGACUCUGUCUCUAGGCUUCCAAUAUAGACAGAUGGGUAAAGACCUAAAAGAUGAACGAAUAUACCUUGCAGAGCUUGAUGUUCAUUUUCCGGAACUCACUGUGGGAGAAACAUUAACAUUUGCCGCUAGUACCAGGAUAUCAAGAGCGACUUCCAAGACGCCCUCGAACCCUCGUAAGACUGCAGAGAGAGUUGCCUCACUCUUCAACCUCGACGAGGCCUUCAAAACACAGAUCGGGGAUGCAAUGAUACGCGGUGUCAGUGGAGGGGAGAAAAGGCGCACAAGUCUUGCAGAGGCCUUCAUCAGCAACGCUCGCUUUCAGUUCUGGGACAACAGCACCCGUGGGUUAGACAGCUCGACAGCGCUGGGUUUCAUCAAAUUGCUCAGGCAGUCCACUGAUGCUCUUCAACUGACGCUUGCCAUGAGCGUUUAUCAAGCCUCGGAAGCCAUGUAUAAGGUGAGCAUUCUCGUUGCUUCUACCCCGAGUCGAGUAUGGAAGCUCUUGUGUCGUUGACCCUUCGCUUUAGAACUUUGACAAGGUCCUACUAUUGUAUGAAGGCCGUCAAAUCUACUUUGGUCCGGUUGAUGAAGCAGUUCGCUACUUCACAGAACUCGGCUUCGAGAAACAUGAUCGUGCCACAACGGCUGACUUUCUGACCUCUUUGACCAACCCUGCGGAGCGCAUAAUUGAGCAUGGCCACGAACUUACCGCGCCAAGAACCCCAGAUGAGUUCGCCAUUGCCUGGAAAAAGAGUCAGAAUUCCCAAAAUCUCCGAUCUGAGAUUGAGGAAUUCAACAAGGCACGCCCUCUUCAACAUGAUACUACACACCACACUAUCAACAAGCAAAACGGAAGUCCAAGGUGAUUAGCCUGACUGCAGCCGUCAUAACAAGAUGCUCACGGACACUAAUCGAAUGCCACUAGUUCCAUUAUAUCCUCUCACUACGCGCUGUCAAUUACUCAACAGAUCGCCGUGUGUAUCUCACGAGGGUUUCUGAGGCUGAAAAACAAUUACGUUCCCGCCGUUUCUGCCGUCGUUGCUGGUGCCAUCACCGCAAUUAUAAUCGGGUCCGUCUACUUCAAUCUUGACGAUUCUACUGGAGAUAUGGAGAGGAAAGCAAUCAUGAUGUUUAUGGCUGUUAUGCAGACGGCAUCUGCCCCAGCCUUUGACGUACGUUCCCCCAUCAUCUAGAUAACUUACAACACUAACGGCGGCUUUGAACAGAUCUCCCUCCUCUGGGCGCAACGUCCGAUUGUCGAAAAACAUGACCGAUACGCCUUCUACUACCCCGUUGCCGAGAUGUUCGCAUCAAUUAUCUGCAUCUUACCGCAGAAGGUCUUGGAGUCGUUUCUCUUCCACAUUCCUGUAUACUUCAUGAGCAACCUCCGCCGCGAGGCUAGCGCCUUUUUCACGUACUGGCUAUUCAUGUUCACAACACUAAUGGCCAUGUCGAUGCUGUUCCGCGUUGUCGGUUCUAUAACUAAAAGAAUUGAGCAGACUCUUGCCCCGGUAUCAACCCUUACGCUUCUCUCCAUCGUGUAUACUGGGUUUGCGGUUCCGUCGACAUACAUGGUUCCCUGGAUGGGCUGGCUGCGGUGGAUCAACCCUGCAUAUUAUGCGUACGAGAGCAUCAUGAUCAAUGAGGUAGGUGCAUUACCUUUCCCCCAGGGGAUCUGACACUUGCGCCUAAUCACAGACUUGACUAGUUCGAUAACCGGGAGUUUCAUUGUUCAACAAUUCUACCGUCUGGGCCUCAAUACGAUCAGCUUCAAAUGCAAGACAAAAUAUGUUCAUCUAUUGGGGCUGUCGCUGGGAGCUCAGUCGUUCAAGGAACGACUUAUCUAGCAUUGAAGUUCGGAUAUGUGAGGAGUCAUCUGUGGCGGUAAGUAGGAUAUGCAAGAAUCGUGUCCUCAUGCCCGAGCUGCGACUAACUCAUUCUUUAAAGCAACCUGGGCAUCCUUCUGGCAAUGCUAGUCCUGCUCACUGUGGUGCAUCUCAUGGCCUCACAACUUAUCAAGGCGCAGCGGUCAAAGGGCGAAAUCCUUCUCUUUAGAAAACAACAUGCAUCAAAGCAUUGGCUUGCUGGGGGUCGGGGUGGCGAUAGAGAGUCCAAGGUUCCCAAUAUCUUCACCCAGGAGGCGGGAGAUCAAACAAAUAUUUCGGGGAGGAAUUAUGACCAGGAUCCAAUAGCAGGCACUCCCACCAGCUUCGUGCACGAUGCAUCGGCGGAGACCGUCCUAAGGCAAACUGCUGUCUUUCACUGGAACAAUUUGAACUACACAAUCAAGACCAGAGAUGGACACCGUCAGAUUCUCAAGGACAGCAAUGGGUGGGUCAAACCAGGAACAUUGACUGUUUUGAUGGUAAGCAAGAGUCCACAUCCCUUUGGAGAAUCAUUUUCCCUAAUAUGUGGUGAUAGGGGGUCACUGGUGCUGGCAAAACAUCUCUCCUGGAUGUUCUGGCCGACAGAGCCCGGAGUGGUGUCGUUUCCGGCCAUGUCUACAUCGACGGGAACCAACGAGAUGCUAGUUUCGGUCGGCGCAUUGGAUACGCGCAGCAGGAGGAUCUUCAUCUCCCAACAACGACUGUCCGUGAAGCUCUCGAGUUCAGUGCGUUGCUGAGGCAGCCGCAAACAAAAGUGCCAUUGAAGGACAAGAUCGUCUAUGUAGAUACAGUUCUCAAAAUGCUAGACAUGGAGUCUUGGGCAGACGCUGUGGUCGGCGUGCCUGGGGAGGGGCUCAACAUUGAGCAGCGCAGACGACUCACGAUUGCAGUCGAGUUAGUCGCCAAGCCGGAGCUACUUCUGUUCCUUGGUAGGUCAUACGGCAUUCACUAAGGUCAAGUUGACCGGUUUAGAGUAACUAACUUUGAAUGGGCAUUAGACGAACCCACCUCUGGUCUGGAUAGUCAAACAGCAUGGUCUAUCUGCAUGCUUCUUCGCAAGCUGGCAGACAACGGUCAAGCUAUUCUCUGCACUCUGCACCAACCCUCAUCGCAACUUUUCGAAAUUUUUGACCGGAUCUUGCUGUUGGGGAAGGGCGGAGAGCAGCUUUAUUUUGGAGAUAUCGGUCCCUCGGGAUCAAAAGUGAUUGAGUACUUUGAGAAGACCGGCAAUCUCAAGUGCCCAGACGAUGCUAACCCGGCUGAAUGGGUCAUUGAGAUAACUCGAGAACAGACAACAACAAUAACAACACCAACAGAAGAUGCAGUGAGGAGUCACUGGGCGCAAGUAUGGGACUCAAGUGAGCACAAGCAAGAAGUUCUGGAACGCCUCGAACAUCUCAAACACAAUUUUGGAGGCGACUCUACAUUCACAGAUUCCCGCGGUGGCGAGUAUGCGGCACCACUUGUCCGGCAAUUCUACCUCGUCCUGGAGCGAAAUUUCCAGGAGUAUUGGAGAGACCCGAUAUCCCUAUAUUCGAAGCUGGGCCUCUGUCUAGGUAUUGUAAGUGGAAUUUCAGCGUCCCUCCCCAAGCUAGGUUUGUUUACAAAUUCCAGUCUCUCUCAAAUGGUCUCUCAUUCACGAACACAACACUGGAUAUGCAAGGCCUAACAAAUCUGACCUUUGCUUCUCUGUUGGUUGUUCUUCUCUUCGCAAUGCUUGAUCAACAAGUCAUCAAACGGUUCAUCUCGGAACGGGAUAUGUUCGAGGCUCGUGAACGCCGAAAUCGAUCAUACUCCUGGAUCAUAUUUGUUAGCAGCAAUAUCGUCGUCGAGCUCUUUUGGCAAACCAUAGCCAGCGUGAUGUUCUUCAUCACGUGGUACUAUCCAACCGGCAUGUGGAGGAACGGAGAUGCGGACUUUAGCACCUCGGAGCGUGCUGGUUUGGUAUUCAUGCUCAUUUGGUUUUUCUGUCUGUUUAUUAGCACACUUUCUCAUGCAGUGGCUAUCGCAAUCCCCUUGGCAGAAACAGCAGUCCAGAUUGCCGCCCUGCUCUAUUGGUUCAUGAUUAUGUUCUGCGGGUAAUCGCUUUCCGUUUACUCAAUCUUCUGUUUGGAGGCAGGCUAACACUCAUAUCACAGUAUUCUCAUAUUCCCAAAUGACCUUCCAGACUUCUGGGUCUUUGUCCACCGCGCCUCACCUUUUACCUAUCUGAUCAACGGUCUCUUGGCCGCUGGCCUUGGCAAUGUCGAAAUACUGUGCUCGCCUGUUCAACAGCUCCGCUUUAGCCUCCCUUCGACGGUCGUAGAGUCCGGGAAGACAUGUGGCGAGUAUCUGGCUUCAUACGUCCAGAUGGCAGGAGGAACUGUCAUCAACAAAGAUGAGACAAUGGGACAGUGUUUUUAUUGCCCUGUAGACAGCACAAACGAUUUCUUCAAGGGCGUGGGGAUAG
Clonostachys solani is the source of this 4723-nucleotide messenger RNA. The record is from the annotation of a GenBank genome assembly. Lineage: Eukaryota; Fungi; Ascomycota; Sordariomycetes; Hypocreales; Bionectriaceae.